This is a messenger RNA of Pichia membranifaciens NRRL Y-2026, 1119 nucleotides long. RefSeq lists its product as hypothetical. The coding region runs from base 154 to 681 and encodes 175 amino acids. NCBI's taxonomy places the organism in Eukaryota, Fungi, Ascomycota, Pichiomycetes, Pichiales, Pichiaceae. The transcript has a single exon. The record is from RefSeq and is a predicted model, not a curated record.
GGUCGCAAACAUAAACAUUAUCAGACGUUGACCGUGGAAUGAUCACGUCUUUUUUUGUCCUCUGUUUUGGCUGAGAUAGAAAACAGCGGAACACAUGGAGGCUACAUUGAUAUAACAAAGAACGACUAGGAAACCCACUAGGAACCGAUUCAAAUGGAUGAGGGUGAAUGCUCAACAGAUGACGAUAACAACUACUCUAUGCUGCAGAGGGAGGAAAAUAUUACAGAGAGGUUGAGCAGUUUGCAUUUUGAGCAAGGAAAAAACAGCAAUCAUGCGAGAGAUUAUGGAUUAACUUUUUUAAAGGUGAUUUCCCGAGCGGGGAUAUCUUUACGGCUUCAAUUGGGAGCUACACUUAAUGAUUUGAUACGACUUUUGAGAAAAUGGUGCUUGGAGGGUCCAUAUGCACCUAAUAUGGGUAUUUUUGUAUGUUAUAGCAGGGGAAAAGAAGUCAGCAUCUCGAACACAUUUGCUGCUGGUGCACAUCAUUGGAAGCAGUUGGCGCUGAUGAUGAAAGAGUGUUUAAAGCAAGAGGAAACUGAGCUAAGAUUGGUGCAGAUGUCCCCCAUGUACCGGUACUAUGGCGAUUUGUAUCCAGACAAUGGACGGGAUACUAAAGAGCCGGCUCUAGAUGGAAUCUUUUUUGCUGAUGACAUGUAUAAACAUGAAUGUAUAGAACUGUAAUUUUUUGUUUCUAUAAUUACUGAUCUGGCUGAGCGAUAAAAAAUGGAAAUAAAAGGUGGCUCAGAAGUUUCGCCAAGCAUUUCUUUUGUACUACAUCUUUUCUUAUAAAGCUGUUUUUAUGUAGCAAGAACAAAACAAAAAGGAGAAAUAGAGACAAUGUAUGGCGAAGAAGUUAAUGGAUGGCUCUUGAACUCAGAAGUGAGUAUUCCCCUAAAGAAAAACUGCAUUAUCGCAUUUGGCAGAUUACCACAUGACGAGAAUGACGACCGAGUUUUCAGAGUGGAAAUUGAUGACCCACAUAUUUCUUCAACCCAUUGCUAUGUGUGGAUGAUCCAGUUUGAUUCAGAUACGCCCCCUGUUUGCUAUUUCCAGGAUGUGUCCACCAACAAUUGCUUUGUCAACAACGUACCUGUUGGUAAGGGGAACUACCGUGUUUUG